CAGAGAGCAUUUGUUUUCAUGUUCUCCACUCCACCUAAACUCCCAUGCACAUUAGCCUGCACAUCAUUUUUAAUAAUUUCACCAAUAAUCUUACGACACGCACGUCAAAUACUCCCCACUGCGUUUAUAAUUUUUGAAAUAAGAUAAGGAAUAGCACAGCCACGUCACCGAUCCAUGUGAAACUUCCUCGCAGCAUGAUCAACCGUCGGAUCAGACCGAAAAGAAGAACCCCCAGCCGCAGAUGAACACUCAAUCCCCUCUCUUCUUUUUCUUUUUUGUUUAUUUAAUUAACUUUUUUUUCCAUUUCUCGAUCCAGCUCCGAUCUGUUGAAGUUGAACCCUUUUAUAUCCCUUCCCUUCUCCCAAUUUUGUCCAUCCAAUCCAAUUCUCCUCCGCCCCUACUACUUGAACUGUUGUUUUUGGAAUGGCGAGUGAAGAAGUGCAAGGCAAUAAUAUUCAUAAUCAGGCUCAACCUCCGGCGCCGGCGCCAUCUGUGCCUCCCGGCACUUUGCCUCAGUAUCCAGAGAUGAUUUUAGCAGCAAUUGAAGCAUUGAACGAGGACAACGGCUCAAAUAAAUCUUCAAUAUCAAAACACAUCGAAGCCACCUACGGAAAUCUCCCUCCCGCUCACUCCACACUCCUCACUCACCACCUCAACAAAAUGAAAUCUGCAGGCCAGCUCCUUUUCGUCAAGAACAACUACCUCAAACCCGAUCCAAACGCCCCCCCACGUCGCGGACGCGGACGCCCACCCAAGCCCAAAACCCCACUUCCACCUGGUGCCGUUCCGCCGCCCCCACGUCCCCGCGGCCGGCCUCCCAAAUCCCGCGAUCCAACGGCUCCUUCUCUGCCGCCUAAACCCAAGGCCACCACUACCACUGCAACGGUUUCUGGGAAAAAACGUGGGCGGCCGCCGAAGGGUGCUACGGCAGGUGCAGGUGCGGGUGCGGCUCCACCUCCGACUACCGCCUCCGGAGGGGCGCCCCGCGGGCGUGGCCGGCCUCCUAAAGUGAAGCCUGCGGUGGCUGCGCCGGUAGGAGCUUGAUUGGAAGAAGAGAGAUAGCUAACUUAGUGGGUGUAGUGAUAAUUAGUGGGGUUUAUGGUCAUUUUGUUUUGGUUUUAAUUUGUUGAUGCUUGUAGUUUGAGUUAAUUUUGAUUUAGGAUGACGACGAAGUGAGCGGGCAGUUGAUGAUGAUUGGUGUUGUAACAUUAGUGUAAAUUUUAAUGGCGAGGUUGGAAAUGACAUGGGAUUCUCCCUUUUUAGGGAAAAACAAAAAUUCUUUGCAAUUCAAUGUUUAUUAGAUUAUCAA
Messenger RNA from Sesamum indicum (sesame), 1309 nucleotides. RefSeq names its product HMG-Y-related protein A. The record is from RefSeq and is a predicted model, not a curated record. Gene Ontology annotation, biological process: regulation of DNA-templated transcription; chromosome condensation; negative regulation of DNA recombination. Gene Ontology annotation, cellular component: nucleosome; nucleolus; nucleus. Gene Ontology annotation, molecular function: nucleosomal DNA binding; double-stranded DNA binding. NCBI's taxonomy places the organism in Eukaryota, Viridiplantae, Streptophyta, Magnoliopsida, Lamiales, Pedaliaceae.